Messenger RNA from Arabidopsis lyrata subsp. lyrata, 2028 nucleotides. Its product is annotated as mannose-1-phosphate guanyltransferase alpha. NCBI's taxonomy places the organism in Eukaryota, Viridiplantae, Streptophyta, Magnoliopsida, Brassicales, Brassicaceae. The record is from RefSeq and is a predicted model, not a curated record. Gene Ontology annotation, cellular component: cytoplasm. The transcript is spliced from 15 exons. Gene Ontology annotation, biological process: biosynthetic process. The coding region runs from base 515 to 1762 and encodes 415 amino acids.
CAAUAUCAAGAACAUGCACCAUUUUAUGUCACCUUCAAGUCACAUCAAAGUUAAAACUCACAUGGCAAUCAAAUUCCAAAUCGGAUAAUUUUUUACUAUAAUUUGCUUGAAAUAAACAUUUAAUGAGAGAUCUGAAGACUUGUGGAUUUUUUUCCAUUUUUAAAUAGUAAAAAAAUGUUUGGCAACCAAAUCUGGAAAAGAGGUAAAGACGAGAGAGGUCUCGCGCUUAUCCUUAAAGGAGUGUGGUGAAUGGUGAGUGUGACUUGGAGGACCCCAUCACCGCAACGAUACAGCUUCUUAGAUCUCGAUAACCACAACUUAUACCAGUCACAGUUUCGAUUAGAUCUUCUCAAAAACUUCACCUUUUUUCUCUUUUCCAAAUUCUCCGACGAGAUCUUCCUGUAAAAACUCUAAUCUUUUUGUCUGAAUUGUGAUACUGCUGUUCCCAUUUUUCUGCAAGUUUGGAAAUUUCUGUCCAAGUUUUGUGGGUCUGUUAAAAAUCUGCGCUUUCAAAAUGGGGAGCUCAAUGGAGGAGAAAGUGGUGGCUGUGAUCAUGGUCGGUGGUCCAACCAAAGGUACUCGAUUUCGGCCAUUGUCGCUGAAUAUUCCAAAGCCUCUGUUUCCUAUUGCGGGACAACCAAUGGUGCAUCAUCCUAUUUCAGCUUGUAAAAGAAUUCCAAAUUUAGCACAAAUAUAUCUUGUUGGCUUCUAUGAGGAAAGGGAAUUUGCACUUUAUGUCUCAGCCAUCUCUAAUGAACUCAAAGUUCCUGUUAGAUAUCUGCGAGAAGACAAACCACAUGGUUCAGCUGGUGGGCUGUAUCACUUUAGAAAUCUUAUUAUGGAAGAUAGCCCGUCUCAUAUCUUCCUGCUUAACUGUGAUGUUUGCUGCAGUUUCCCCUUGCCCGAAAUGCUCGAGGCUCACAGGGGAUAUGGUGGAAUUGGAACUCUUCUUGUGAUCAAGGUCUCUCCUGAAUCAGCCAGCCAAUUUGGAGAAUUGGUAGCAGAUCCAGCUACUAAUGAGCUGCUUCAUUACACCGAGAAACCCGAAACUUUUGUCAGUGAUCGUAUUAACUGUGGUGUUUAUGUAUUUACACCUGAAAUUUUUAAUGCCAUAGGAGAUGUUUCCACUCAGAGGAAAGAUAGAGCAACUCUAAAACGUGUUUCCAGCUUCGAAGCUCUUCAACCGGCAACAAGGAUCCCGACAGAUUUUGUAAGACUGGAUCAAGACAUCCUUUCACCUCUAGCUGGGAAGAAACAGCUAUAUACUUAUGAGACUAUGGAUUUCUGGGAGCAAAUCAAAUCUCCUGGAAUGUCUUUGAGGUGUUCAGGACUCUAUCUUUCCCAAUUCCGCUUGACCGCUCCCCAACUUUUGGCUAGUGGUGAUGGAACAAGGAGUGCCAUUGUGAUUGGUGAUGUUUACAUACAUCCUUCUGCAAAAGUACAUCCAACUGCAAAGAUUGGUCCCAACGUCUCAAUCUCUGCAAAUGCUCGUGUUGGACCGGGCGUCAGGCUUAUCAGCUGUAUCAUCCUUGACGACGUUGAGAUCAUGGAAAAUGCAGUGGUGACUAACGCAAUUGUUGGGUGGAAAUCUUCUAUCGGGAGAUGGUCCCGUGUCCAGGCUGAGGGAGUUUACAAUUCCAAACUCGGAGUUACAAUUCUCGGAGACUCGGUUGCAGUUGAAGACGAGGUUGUGGUUACCAGCUGUAUUGUUCUUCCAAACAAGACACUGAACGUCAGUGUUCAAGAUGAGAUCAUUUUGUAAUUGAAAAAUGGAACAUGAUAAAUGGAACCAACCCGGUGGGGAGCCACACCAUCUCUCUCUAAUUCAAUAUGUACUGGAGAAUCACAGAAGCAAAUAUUUGGGAACUAAUUCACAUGUAUCAUUUAUUUACACCAAGAAUUUUCCAACUUUGUAUCAAUUCCAUUUUCUAUACUCACAAUCACAGCUACUGUAAAAGGCACUGAAUUUUUGCCCAUAAUAAUAAAGCACUUGUGUAGUUUGGCAUUGAUAAUAAACUGUUCUUGCUA